Molecule: messenger RNA, 5309 nt
Organism: Mobula hypostoma (lesser devil ray)
Lineage: Eukaryota; Metazoa; Chordata; Chondrichthyes; Myliobatiformes; Myliobatidae
Gene: il34
Product: interleukin 34
Exons: 7
Coding region: 192-722 (176 amino acids)
Biological process (GO): positive regulation of protein phosphorylation; positive regulation of monocyte differentiation; positive regulation of cell population proliferation
Molecular function (GO): macrophage colony-stimulating factor receptor binding
Source: RefSeq, a predicted model, not a curated record
GGGCGGACUGGCGCUGGGAGCAUGAAGGUUGUGCGGUGCGAGACGGACUGAGGAGCGGGCGUGAUGUUCGGCAACAGCUGAUGCCUUCAGCGACCGGCGAAAUGAUCCAGGUUUGGGAAUGCUGAUUGAAUCCAAUGAAGGAAAAGGCAUAGCGAGUUCUGCUACUGGGAGCUGCACUCAGGACAACGAAAAUGUUGUGGGAUUUCACCAGAGCCAUCUAUUUAAGUCUUCUUGGGGCACUGGUCACUGCAGACUCACUCUGCAUCCAUCUGGAGGAACUUCACAACAAGCUGCAGUACAGGCAACGGGUCAAGUACAUGAAAGAUUACUUUCCGAUUAACUACUCCGUACAAGUUCACUAUGAAGAUAUAUAUCGAACGAUAAAUGUUACUUGGAUGAGGAACAAAGGUUUUAACGAAGUUGACCUGAAGCUGUUAUGGAUUUACAUCAAUUCUCAAGUGUUGGAGACAAUCCUUGAAGUUCUUCCAAAAAGACACCCAUCUCGAACUUACGUGGAGGACAUUGCUAUGCUGCUAACUUACCUGAGGAUGGGUGUGGAAGAAAUGAUUGAAGACAUUGAGGACGAGCGGGUGGAGGAAAUACUCUGUCGAAUCAGUGACAUGGACAUGGAAAGCAGGAAACGGCGAAUCCGGCCCAAGGCCUUGUUUGAUAACUGCUACCGAGUAUUGAAACAGAUCUUCCAUUGCAACUGGGUUCCGUGACAGAGCCACCCAACUCCUGCAUCGUCGCCGUCAGAAAGAAAGGCACCUGCUCUGCCAGGCUUUAUACUCCCUCGUUGACAUCAGAAGCAUCCGAGACAGUUACGCCUGCUGUCGCCCGGGUACUCAUGGAGAUGCAGGACUGGGUUGCGUUUGGCGGAAGGAUCAUGACGGACUCACCGACGAAGACCUGUGGAUAGUGACCAAUUUGCUAACUUUCCCAGACCCCCAUCCGCAUCCCCAUUCCAGUGUCCCUUUUGGCUUUUGUCCCUUUUGUAAGUAUUUGACCUGGUCAAGUUGUUUUACAGCUCUCUGUCCAUACACUGUAAACACUAAGUUUGAUAGCUCCUCCCUCCACCUGACUUGCCAACUAUUCACAAAAUUCUCCUGUGAUUCAGGAUACCAGUAAGCCCAAUUCUAUAUCAUGACUAGAAUGAUUAUAGUGCCUGGUCAAAGCAGGAAGCCGAAAAACUGGAACUCUCUCAAGGAGUAAUGUUAAUGGCUCAUCUAGACUUGAAAAACUGGCCAGAACAGCAGAGGGGCAUGGGUUGGACACUGGAACCUGACUAAUUAGUGAGAAGAGAUCUGUCUAUCCCUUCAGAUAUUGAGAGAAAUCACAUGGUGGAGAAGAUAACUAACCACUUGAAGCAAGUAAAUCAGAGACUUUCUCAUUGUUACCCAGCACGGAUAUGAGUCAACAGCCAACCCAUUGCGAGGGGCUUCAUUAGGAAUCUGAUUUUAAUGACAGAGCCAUAACUGUUUGUUGUAUCCACUUCUAUAAUCCAUGCUGAUGUCAGAAGCAGAAAGAUACUGUCUGCACAUCUCACUGCCCGAUAAAAUGAUCAUUCGUAUAUUCCUCCUACCUACAGUUGGCGAUCAGAUGUACUGGAUAAUAAAUGUCUGAAUGCUUCUAGUGUCUCCCAUCCUGUCAAUGUUCUGACUCUGGGCUGUUUGCCAGUCCAAUAUGUGUACUUAUUACAUCCAAAUAUAAAUAAAAUACUAUAAUCUAUUGUGGGGAAGUAACAAAGGUUGAAUCUCACCUUCCCGCCAACCACAUCCUUGCACACUAAUCCCACUCUUUAAAAACACCUUCACUGGACAGGCUGCAGCAACUGAAGGCGAUCACUGCUUCUGCUUGAGGGCAGCUGGGGUGGGUAAUCAUUGCUGGUCUUGUUGACGAUGCCACAUUCAAAUUAGUAUGUUGCCAUAUACACAAGGAUGCAAUGGAACUUCUAGCCACACAUUUAAUGAAGAUUGUUCACAGAUAUACAACUACAGGUUGCAUUGGUAGUCAGAUACCUGAGCAAUGUUGGUAACUGUGAGAUUAGUGACUAGUCUCUGCCUUUUUAAAAAAGGAUUUAUUAACAUUUUUACAUUAUUUAUAUAAUUUUCAUAUCAGUAUUUACAAAUAUAUAUCUAUUUAAAAUAUUGCCAUCCUGUCCAGGAUUCUCUCCAGCUUCUGCAGUGCCAACUGUCGUGGAAGACCUCUUAAAGGCUCUUGGCCACCCUGACUAAAGUCAAAGUCAAGUUUGUUGUAAAAAGUACCCAUAGAUAUAUUUAGAAGUACAAUUAAAAAAAAACAUACUUGCAGCAGCAUCACAGCAUCAUAUCAUAGCAUCAUAUCAACACGGUUUCACAAGAAAAGCAUAAAUUAUACAAAAAAACACAACUAGAGCAAGCCUUGUACAUUUACUGUAAAUACAGUAUAUUGAGAAUUUAUUAUGAUGUGUUAGCAGGACCUGCAACAAGAAAACAACAACAUUCAACAAUUGUAAAGAUUAAAGAAUUGUAUAAAAGAUAAAGUCAAUGGUUAAAAUAAGUUUUUCACACUGAGUAGUAGGUGCAGGGAAUACACUGCCAUCGGUCAUGGUAGAGGCAGAUAUAUUAGGCAUUUAAGAAACUCUUAGGCACAUAGAUGAUAGAAAAAUGGAGGGCUAUGUAGCAGGGUAAGGUGAGAUUGAUCUUAGAGUUGGCUCAACAUUGUGGGCCAAAGGGCCUGCACUGUGCUGUAGUGUUCUGUUUUGUGGAUGGCAUGUAAACAAAAGCUUUUCACAUGUAUCUUAGUCCAUGUGACAAUAAUAAGUUAAUCCAAUCCAACCUGUACGUCUGCAGGUAGAUGAGGCAUAGAAACAUAGAAACUUACAGUUCAAGACAGGCCCUUCAGCCCACAAAGCUAUGCCGAACAUGUCCUUACCUUAGAAAUUACCUAGGGUUACCAUAGCCCUCUAUCUAUUUUUCUGAGCCUUACUUCAGUGGUUGGUAAGUUGAUGGAGAAAAUCCUGAGAGGCAGGAUUUAUGAACAUUUGGAGAGGCAUAAUAUGAUUAGGAAUAGUCCUCAGAUUUAUUUGACUUGUGUUGCGGUGCAUACAGCAGAUUUAACGUAUCACAGGUUCAGAGUUGAUUUCUUGUCUGGAGAAAUGGAAUUCUGUGGAAAUUCCCAGGGGAAGCUGCUGGAAGAACACAGAGGGAAACAAGGCAGAAAUUGGUGGCUUGGGCUCUGAACUUCUGCAGGGAUACUGGGAUAAGGUCCAGUGUAGCCUCUGAGCAGGAGAUUGGCCGAAAGGCCUAUACUAUGCUGUAAUAUUCUAUAUUCUUAAAGUCCAUUGUAAUGCAAAGUGGUUACAGUGUUGUUAUACUGAGGUAGUGACUCGGGUUGAACAGGUAUGUUCAAGAACUGAAUGGUUGAAAGGAAGUAGCUGUUCUUGAACCUAGUGGUGUGAGACUUCAUGCUUCUGUACCUCCUGCCCAAUGGUAGCCAUGAGAAGAUGGCAUGGCUCCAAUAGUGGGAGCCUUUGCUGCUGGAUGUUCACCUUACUAGGCAGUGCCUCCUGUAGAUAUUACUGAUGGUGGGGAGAGAUGUGCCCUUCCUCCCUGUAGCUUCUAACAUUCCUGCAGAUUUGAAUUGCCUUACCAGACCAUGAUGCAACCAGUCAGGAUACUUUGAACAGUAUACCUGUAGAAGCUUGUUAGGGUGUUUGGUGAUAAGCCGAAUGUCCAUAGCCAUCUAAGGCACUAAAUCUGGAUACCUUACUUGUGAUUGCAUCUAUGUGCUGGACCCAAGGCAUAGAUUCAAUCACAUCAAUAAUACCCAGGAAUAUAAAGGCACUGACCCUCUCUGCUGCUGAUUUACCAAUGUAGACUAGAACACGUUCACCCUCCUUUCUUGUAGCAUCCAUCACCAAGUGAAGUCAGUGUGGUGACACAACCCCUUUGACACAAUUUACCUAGGGAGGCCCAAGAAGAUGUUAAUGUUUAAUUAAAGGCUGGCUAAUAUGUGGUACGUCUUUGGGUUGUCCACGUAUUUCCUUCUCAAACAGCUAUGAGGCAGGGAAAUGCAGAAGUGGUUUGUACUGACCCAGAGAGCCUGUGGCUGAAUCAUUUCAGCAAAUUGGAACUUCAAUUGCUUUUUUUCUCUCUCUCCCAUUUAUUUAUUUAUUCAUUAAUUUGUUUAUUUAUUGAUUGAUUGAUUUAGCUAUCAGCACAGUAAUAAGCCCUUCCAGUCCAUCAAGCUUGCACAGUCCAUUUUCAUCCAUAUGACCAAUUAACGUACUAACCGGUACAUCAUUGGAAUGGGAAAGGAAACCAGAGCAUUUUCAUCCAUAUGACCAAUUAACCUACUAACCGGUACAUCCAGAUGACCAAUUAGCCUACUAACCGGUACAACCAGAUGACCAAUUAGCCUACUAACCGGUACAUCGUUGGGAUGGGGAAGGAAACCAGAGCAUCUGGAGGAGACCCACGUGGCAAGGGCGAAAGAAAUUGAACUCAGAUUGCUGGCACUAUGCUGCCGUGCCACUCCUAAAACCCUAAAAUGGAUUCAUUUUCCUUGAAUUCUUGAUGUGCAGGUUAGACUGAGAGCUCAGAUUCUCAUUUCUCAGUUUCUCAGCUGCUACUCGAAGACCAUAAAUCACAGGAGCAUAAUGAAGCCAUUCAGCCCAUAAAAUGUGGCUGAUUGAUUAUUCCUCUCAACCCCAUUCUCCAGCCUUCUGACUGUAAUCUUUGAAGUCCUAUCAAGCUCUGCUUUACUGUAAACAUACCCAAUGAUUUGGUUCCAAGCCGUCUUUGGCAUUAAAUUCCAUGGUUGCACCUCCCUUUAGCCGAAGAAAUUCCUUCUUUUCUUGGUUCUAAGCAGGCGUUCCUGUAUUCUGAGCAAAGUUACCUCUAAGCUGCACAGUAACUGAAAUGCUCCCACACACAUAGCCUUUGUUGCUACACAGCUGGAAUUUUCUUUUAUAAAAUGUUAAUAUAAUUUUGAAAUUAUGCUAAUAUAAUUUUGAAACCUAUGUUAAUAUAAUUGUGAAAUACCCUGUUAUUAAUUAUAUUAAUGAAUAUAAUCCAUAAAUUUUUAAAAUAUUAAACGUACCACCACCUUUACUUUGAAACAUUUUAGAGCUUCAAUGUAUUUACAUUCCCAGUGUUUCAAGUUCCAAAACUGUAACAGAAUGGAAGUCUAUAACUCAUUAUUAAUAAAGUUCUGGCCCGCUGAAUGCCAGCAUCAUUGAAGCUUAAAAGUUUAUGAAAUGUGAACAAUUUUCUUUAUGCACUGUAUUUCAUUAUACACUUCAAUUAAUAAAUAAAAUCAAAAGUGUU